AUCAUAUAAAAGAGGGUAAGUUUAGAAGAGUUCCAAUAGUACGCUGUUAUCCUUCUGACAGAGAUGAUCACAUUGGGGGGUAUCGUUGUUACAUUGGCACUCGUUGCCAUUGUGACUUUCUUUUUUACAAUCUACGCCAAAUACAAAUUGAAUUAUUGGAAAAAACGAGGCGUCGAAACGUUGCCGGCCGACUUAAUAUUCGGUAACUUUAAAGACGCCGUACUCUUUCGUUCAGCUCCAGGAUGGCAUUUAGGACAAAUUUACAAAGAAGCCAAACAGGAUGCACCAUACAUCGGUUUCUACAUCUUCCACAAGCCCUGCUUGCUCCUACGUGAUCCUGAUAUUAUCAAGCAAAUCAUGAUAAGAGAUUUUAACAAUUUCUCUGAUCGACACUUUGCCGGCUCGAAUCAAAAGGACAGUAUCGGAAUGAAGAAUCUCUUUGGCAUGAAGAAUCCAACUUGGAAGUAUCUCAGGUCGAAAAUUACGCCGACAUUGACACGUGAAAAAUUAAAGCGAAUGUUCCCACUUAUGACGGAAAUUGGCAAUCCAAUGAUGGACUACUUAAAGAGCCAACCUACGGAUGAAAAUAAUAUCAAAUUGGUCGAUGCUCAGGAACUUAGUUACAAGUAUACUACGGACUUGAUCGCUUCUGUCGCACUUGGCACCAAAAUGGAUUCCUUCAAUUAUCCCAACGUUGAAUUUUGUGCCGCUGUCUCAGAAUUUUUCCAUGGAUUCAAAAGAAUGGUCGCCCUCGUUACGGUUUUCUUCAUGCCCGAAUUGGUCGAGAUAAUCGGCACGAAGAUACUUUUCAAUUCCACUUUUAUAAAAAAGAUCUUUUGGAGUGCUAUGAACGAUCGUGAGAGGACCGGCGUAAAAAGAGGGGAUUUCAUCGAUUCGUUGCUCAAAUUGAAAAAUGAAAAACAAAAUCCGGAUUACAAGUUCGAGGGUGAAAAUCUUUUCUAUCAAUCGGGCACCUUCUUCUCCGGAUUCGAGUCGAGCUCUGCGUGUAUGUCGUUUACGCUUAUGGAGCUUGCAAAUAAUAUGGAAUGCCAGGAACGUGCCAGGAAAGAUGUUAAUAAGGCCAUCGACAUGUAUGGCUGGACAUAUGAAGCUUUCAACGAAAUGAAAUAUCUCGAUCAGGCUAUAGCCGAAGGCUUGAGAUUGCAUCCGCCUGUAUCUACGAUCGAUCGGUACACUCGUCAAAAUUAUCAGAUACCGGGCACUGAUAUAAUCAUCGAAAAAGGUACUCCAAUUUAUAUAUCUCUUUACGGCCUUCAAAAUGAUCCAAAAUAUUUCGCCGAUCCAGAAGUCUAUAAUCCAGAUAGAUUUGCCGAAAAUAAUAUUAUUUCCGAUGCGUAUAUACCUUUUGGCAUAGGUCCGAGGAUGUGUGUAGGAAUGAAAAUUGGUCAGCUUCACGCAAAGAUGGUACUUGCCUUUCUUCUACGGGAAUACACGAUUUGGCAAGAAGAGAAAGAUGAAACUAUUUUGGAUCCACGUUCGACAUUUACAGCUGCAGCAAAUGGAAUAAACCUUCACUUUAAAAAGAUAACAUGUCGAAAAAAAAGCCAAUUAAUCAAAACAACAUUUGUAGGACCAGAUUACAUUAACAAUGGACUCCUCUUCAUUCUUACUCUUACCUUUUUACUUUAUCUUUGGAUGAAAUACCGCUAUUCUUAUUGGAAGAGACGAGGAGUACCUUCUGUGCCAAUAUAUUCAUUGUUACGACAUUUCAAGGAUAGUUUUCUCAUGCGCAAAUCGGUCAGCAUGGUACUCGGUGAUCUUUACCUCCAAGCAAAUGAUGAGGACAAAUUUAUCGGAAUAUAUAUCUUACAUAAACCUUUCUUAUUGAUCAGAGACAAAGAACUCGUUAAGUCCAUGCUAAUCAAAGAUUUCGACGUAUUCUGCAAUCGAUAUUUCUCGAUAAAAUCGUCCAAGGACUUGGCUACGAUAAAUCUUUUUUCCGUAGAUAAUCCUGCGUGGAAGCAUCUUAGGAUUAAAAUGUCGCCGAUAUUUACUAGUGGAAAGAUAAAGAAGCUUUUCUAUUUCAUGCUCGAGACCUCCGAAACGAUGAAAGAUUUUCUUCAAGGACAAUCCGAUAAAAGAUCGAUUGUCACGAUCGAUGCCAAGGACGUCUUCAUGAAAUAUAGUACCGAUAUUAUAUCUACGGUGGCUUUCGGGGUUCGAACGAAUUCGUUCGAUGGAUCAGUAUCUGAAUUCUAUCAGCAAAGUAGAUUGCCCUUUAAGCCAACCUUUAGAUCGAUGUUCACGAUGUUGCUAGCUUUCUUUUUUCCCGAGCUAACCGAUAAAAUUGAGUUUAAGAUGAUGGGAGAAGCUAGAGAGUACUUCAGUAAACUUUUCUGGGAUACGCUCAACGAACGGGAAAAGUCUGGAACGAAGAGAGGGGAUCUUAUUGAUUAUCUCAUAGAAUUAAAAAAUGAGAAACAGAACGAUUACUUCAAAUUCGAAGGGGACGUAUUACUUGGUCAAUCGCUAAUAUUUUUUAUCGCUGGCCGAGAGAGCACCACGACUACUAUAUGCUUUGCCCUUGCUGAACUCGCCAAACAACCACAAUUACAAGAUAGAUUGAGACAAGAAAUUCAUGAAGUAUUAAAAUCAAAAGGAUUCACUUAUGAAGCCGUGCAAAAGAUGAAAUACCUGGAUCAGGUGAUAUCGGAAACUCUCAGAUUAUAUCCGCCGGCGCCCAUCAUAGAUAGGGUUGCUACACGAGAUUACGUGAUUCCCGGAACAGAUGUAGUUAUAGAAAAAGGAACGCCCGUUUAUGCGGUACUAACUGGCAUGCAUUUAGAUCCAAAGAACUUCCCAGAUCCAUUGCGUUUCGAUCCUGAUAGAUUCAGCGACGAAAGAAAGGCCGAUAUUCCUGCAUAUACUUACAUGCCCUUCGGUGAUGGACCGAGGAUCUGCAUCGCCAUGCGGGUCGGUCUAUUACAAACUGCAGUUGCUAUUAUCACGAUAAUUAAUAAGUAUGAAGUUUCAUUGGAUCUAAAGGGAAAAUAUAAACCAGACUCUACUAAUAUGUUUAUGACGCCUUGUAACAACUUCACGUUGCAUUUAAAGAAAAUAACCAUGGAUGAUUAAAAGUGUAAAAUAUGUAUUAUAACGAUUAUAAUGAUCGUCUAAAUGAAAACGUAGUAAUGUAAAAGAAAAUUGAUUAUUA
Molecule: messenger RNA, 3175 nt
Organism: Vespa mandarinia (Asian giant hornet)
Lineage: Eukaryota; Metazoa; Arthropoda; Insecta; Hymenoptera; Vespidae
Product: cytochrome P450 6k1-like
Molecular function (GO): heme binding; iron ion binding; monooxygenase activity
Source: RefSeq, a predicted model, not a curated record